AUGGCCGCAGAUCAUCAGCCCAGGGACGACCCCGGUCUCUCCAAUAACAACUCCCGGAUGCCAGUCCCGACACCCUAUUCCGACCAGGACCCAGAUCACCCAGAUUUGCCCCUGCCUAUAGAACAAUCAGACAACGACAACACCCAUGAUGAAGACGAAACCAAGGCCGCAGCCUCACGACCCCGCCAUGCCUGGCAGGCUCGAAGUCGGAACUUCUGGCUCCGAUACAAAGGCAUGGUCCUGGUGCUCCUGGCCCAGAUGUUCGGGGCCUCGAUGAAUGUCAUGACGCAGGUGCUGGAGAUCCAUAGCUCCAUGCAUCCAUUUCAGGUCCUCUUUGCCCGCAUGUCUAUCACGGCGGUAGCAAGCUACGCGUAUAUGUUCUAUAUGCACACCCCGCAUCCGCUGGGCACCCGAGACGUGCUGGGCUGGCUGCUCCUGCGCGCCGUCUGCGGAUUCACGGGCGUGUACGGCCUGUACUACUCCGUGCAAUACCUGCCUCUGUCCGAGGCAACGGUGAUUACCUUCCUAGCGCCCAUCAUGACCUGCUACGCAUGCUCGUGGAAGAUCCCCGGGGAAACAUUCUCGCGGCGGCAGCAGCUGGCAGCCGUGGUCUCGCUCGCGGGAGUGGUCUUGAUCGCACGUCCGUUCAGCAAGCGCUCGUCGUCAGGCGACAGCGAGAACCCGGACGCGGCGGACUCGUACCACCACAUUCUGGCGACGGUGGUUGCCUUCGUAGGCGUCAUUGGCGCGGCGGGUGCCUACACUUCGAUCCGCCUGAUCGGAAAACGGGCACACCCGCUGGUAUCGGUGACUUAUUUCUCCACGGUGACGACGGUGAUCUCGCUGGUCGCGAUGGCCUGCGUCCCCGGGAUCCCGUUCCGGUUCCCCAGCACCAAGACGGAGUGGGGACUGCUGGGCGGGUUGGGGGUGUGUGGGUUUCUGCUGCAGUUUCUGUUGACGGCCGGACUGUCGUAUGUGCCGCCGGCCUCGGUGGCUCCCAAGGCCGGCCAGGGGGCGCGGGCUACGUCGAUGGUGUACACGCAGAUGCUGUUCGCACUAUUCUACGACAAGGUGGUCUGGGGCAGCACGCCCAAGCCCAUCAGCGUCGUCGGGUCUGCUUUGAUUCUGUGCUGCGCGGUCUAUGUGGCCGUAGCGCAGGAGCCGCGUACAGAAUUAUCAGUCGAUCGCGGCGAUCCGCGGGAGGAGGGGUUGUUCAAGGACGACGCCGCUGACGAGGAAUGCGCCGGCCCUUGA
This is a messenger RNA of Penicillium lagena, 1254 nucleotides long. Its product is annotated as DMT family transporter. Gene Ontology annotation, cellular component: membrane. The record is from RefSeq and is a predicted model, not a curated record. The transcript is spliced from 2 exons. The coding region runs from base 1 to 1254 and encodes 417 amino acids. Lineage: Eukaryota; Fungi; Ascomycota; Eurotiomycetes; Eurotiales; Aspergillaceae.